Symbiodinium pilosum is the source of this 564-nucleotide messenger RNA. The record is from the annotation of a GenBank genome assembly. Lineage: Eukaryota; Dinophyceae; Suessiales; Symbiodiniaceae.
GCCAUGCUGUCCGACGUGGGUCUCCUACGAGCGCUUCAGGAGUACAAGAAGGAUGAGAUGAAGGAGAAGCAGAUCAAGCGCAUCCGAGAUUACCUGGGCAAGGAGAAGGAUGUGUUUGAGGGUGAGAAGAUGAAGUCCGUGUCGAGGGCUGGCUAUGGCUUGCUUCAGUGGGUACUUGCCAUGGUCAAGUACUACGAGGUGGCCAGGGGUGUCGCCCCUAAGCGUGAGCUUGUGAACAAACUUCAGCAGAAGAAGGAAGAGGCCGAAGAGAACCUCAAGAACAUCAACAAAGAGCUGAAGGAGCUGGCUGAGAACUUGGAGAUCGUGACGCAGGAGCGGCAGGUGCAAAGCGACAAGCUGAAGCAGCUGAAAGAGGAUGCAGACACUAUGACUCGGCGCUUGAACGCUGCCUCCCAACUGAUCGAAGGUCUGGGCUCCGAGCGAAAGCGAUGGACCGAAGAUCUCCAGAAGAUGGGCGAGGUCAAGAAGAGGUUGGUCGGCGACUGCUUGCUCAACGCGGCCUUUGUGAGCUACGCCGGGCCGUUCAACCACGAGUUCCGCAAG